This is a messenger RNA of Lasiodiplodia theobromae, 810 nucleotides long. RefSeq names its product Histone deacetylation protein Rxt3. The record is from RefSeq and is a predicted model, not a curated record. The transcript is spliced from 2 exons. Bases 1 to 810 code for a protein of 269 amino acids. Lineage: Eukaryota; Fungi; Ascomycota; Dothideomycetes; Botryosphaeriales; Botryosphaeriaceae.
AUGCUCCUCAUCCUCCACACCAUCACCACCAUCACCAUCACGCUCCAAGACCAAGCUGUCCUCGAGAAGGUCAAAGAUUUACCUCGCUACCACCUGGGCAGCGUUGUGUACGAAGCAACCACGGCACCACCGCCAUCUAAGAAUACCAGCAUUGACGAUCGAUAUGGGUUCCGAUCGAUCCCCUCGGCCCUACCUAACUAUUCCGGCAAAGAGAACUGCACUCUGACCGUCCGUAUUCCGCGGUACUACUUGAGCGAGCGGCAGCGAGACGUGAUAGUGAUGAGUCGGCAAUUGUGGGGGUCAGAGAUCUACACGCAUGACUCGGACGUGGUUGCUGCAGCAAUUCAUUCGGGUUGGAUUCGUGGUGCUUGGCCUGAGGAUGUCGAUGUGAACAUGCUCGACCCGCGCAUCAACGGUGGUAGCGAGGCGCCACCUGAAGUCGAACCGUCUCAAGUUUUGACGUCGAAACCAUCUCAUCCAGCACCUCCACCAGCCGGAUACGACGCGCAUGUGACGGUCACGAUUCUUCCAUGCCUCACUGAGUACAAGGGGAGCGUAUGUUACGGCAUCAAGAGCCACACGCGGAGGCGGCACGAAGGCUACAGCUACAAGAUCGACAAAGUGGAAUGGGUGGAUGACGAAACAACGAGGAGAGGUGAAGAACGCAACGGAGCAGCAAGAAGAGAAAGGCUGGCGGCUGCUCAAAGUCUAGUGGCGCUGCUGACCAGUGGUGGAGGGAAGCAUAGUAACGGGACCGAUGGCGAUGUUUCUCAAGGGAUGAGGAUGGGCCACGCGCAGGCGGUUGCCUGA